Messenger RNA from Linepithema humile (Argentine ant), 1457 nucleotides. The record is from RefSeq and is a predicted model, not a curated record. Lineage: Eukaryota; Metazoa; Arthropoda; Insecta; Hymenoptera; Formicidae.
AAACGUCAAAAAAAGCAGCGAGUAAUGCACAACGAGUGUCGUGCGAUUACGUUAUGCGUGUUGUGUUGAAUCUAACCUUAUCGCCUGUUUAUCGGAGCCGUUUCAAUCUAACGGUACUCGUUGUCAUCAUGAUUGUGCAACUUAACUUAUUACCUUUGUGAUCAUUUGUACAUCGCAAAUUUAAACGUUUGAGCUUGAAUUAUAAAGUGUUAUCCAUUUCAACAUGAGUGUUAAUAACCUGCUAACGAACAUGUUUUGUUUUGGGCGACAAUGUACAAAACUGUCUACACGACGCUAUGCUUCUGUUGCGGUGAAUCCAGCUGACAAAGACAGUGUAAAGCCGAAAACUGGUAUAUUAAUGUUAAACAUGGGUGGACCUUCCAACACUAGUCAAGUCCAUGAGUAUUUAUUAAGAAUAAUGACUGAUCGUGAUAUGAUACAGCUACCAGUGCAAAGUAAAUUAGGUCCUUGGAUAGCCAAACGUCGUACGCCAGAAGUGCAGAAAAAAUAUUCUGAGAUAGGUGGGGGAUCACCAAUUCUACAGUGGACAAAUAAGCAAGGCGAACUUUUAUGCAAGAAAUUGGAUAAAAUUUCGCCUGAAACUGCACCUCACAAACAUUAUGUUGCCUUUCGAUAUGCAGAUCCUCUCACAGAAGUUACUCUUGAGAGGAUACACAAUGAUGGAGUGCAGCAUACUGUACUUUUUUCUCAGUAUCCGCAGUACAGUUGCUCAACUUCAGGUUCCAGUUUUAAUGCUAUAUACAAUUAUUACAAAACUAGAGAAUUGCCAAAUAAGAUGAAGUGGAGUAUAAUAGAUAGAUGGGCUACACAUCCACUUCUUGUGAAAACGUUUGCUGAAAGAAUUAAAGAAGAACUUGCACAAUUUCCUAGUGAAACAAGAGACGAUGUUAUAAUCUUAUUUUCAGCUCACUCUUUGCCAUUGCAGGUUGUAAAUAGAGGGGAUUCUUAUCCUGCGGAAGUUGGAGCCACAGUUGCAUUAGUUAUGCAGGAAUUAAAUUACUGCAAUCCAUACAGCUUAGUAUGGCAAUCAAAGGUGGGACCUAUGGCAUGGCUGGGGCCUUUCACUGAUGAAGCGUUAAAAGGCUAUGUUAAGCAAGGCAAAAAAAAUUUUAUUCUGGUACCGAUUGCAUUUGUAAAUGAACAUAUUGAAACCCUUCAUGAAUUGGAUAUAGAAUACUGUCAAGAACUCGCUGAGGAACUUGGUAUCAAAAAUAUACGAAGAGCUGCGGCACCUAAUGAUCAUCCUGUUUUUAUCGACGCUCUGACGGAUAUUGUUGUGUCUCAUCUUAGAUCAAAACAAUCUAUAAAUCCUAAAUUUUUAACACGAUGUCCUCAUUGUGUAAAUUUAAAUUGCGAUGCCAGCAAAAAUUGGUAUGCUAAAAUCUGUAAGAUUUAGCAGUUAUGAUAUGGAAAAUAUAUGAAUAUUAUUUCAAGUA